This is a messenger RNA of Tigriopus californicus, 1432 nucleotides long. RefSeq lists its product as uncharacterized. The coding region runs from base 147 to 1259 and encodes 370 amino acids. Lineage: Eukaryota; Metazoa; Arthropoda; Copepoda; Harpacticoida; Harpacticidae. Gene Ontology annotation, cellular component: nucleus; cytosol. Gene Ontology annotation, biological process: purine ribonucleoside salvage. Gene Ontology annotation, molecular function: adenosine kinase activity. The transcript is spliced from 4 exons. The record is from RefSeq and is a predicted model, not a curated record.
GAAGGUCAGGAUCAUCAAAAUCGACCGAGUUUCGUGAAGAGUGUUGAUGAAAUGUUUAGAAAGCCCAGAGAAUGACGACAUCUAUGAAGUAAAACCCAGGGGUUUGUUUGUUGCUUCAAUUCAGGGACGUUUUCAGCCGAUCAAACAUGUCUCGACAAUUGACUUUGUUUUUCGGCAACGCCUUGCUCGAUCUGACCGUACCCGUAACCGCAGAGGAAGAAAAGCACUUGGUUCAACGAUUUGGUUUAGUGCCGCAUGUCGGGCAAGAAAAAGACACCAUUCAAAACGAAUUGAUGGCAUUUGUCUCUGAGACCAGGUCAGAUUCAACAUCCUACGCUCCAGGUGGGUGCGCCCUCAAUUCGUCGCGAAUGAUGGCUUGGCUUUGCCAACGAGAAGCUUUGGAUGUCACCACAGUAUUUAUCGGAACGAGAGGGGCCAUGGACCGGAGUACACAAAAACUUUUGUCCUUAGUUCAAAACGACGGAGUUGACAUUCUAAUGGCUGAAAGGCUGAACUUGCCCACGGGACAUUGUAUCAACUUGGUUCAAAGCGUAGAACGUACCAUGGUGGCGAAUCUAGGAGCUGCUAGUCACUUCAACUUGUCCGACCUGCAAGAGCUGGGCGUGGAAUCAAAGCUGAAAAUGACCCAACUUGUAUAUAUGGAAGGGUUCUUUGCCAUUCAUAGCCUUGAUGCGUUUAAAGCCAUCAUUCACCUGUGCUGUCAAAGAGCUCGAAUUAAGUUCUGUUUCAAUCUUUGUGGCGAAUAUGUGUGCCGCAGCUUCGAGUUCGUCAAAGAAGUAACCUACGCUCUUUCCGAAAUGGACAUUCUCUACGGAAACAUGAGCGAAUUUGAGACGUUUCUGAAAACGGCAUCAACUUUGGACAACCCCAACAUUGAGGCUCUGAAGUGUGGCUUGAAAGGAGGACAGUACAUUCAAAGCGCGGAAGAACGUUCAGACCGAACGAAAGGCCGUUUAGAGAGUUCUCACAUUUGUACCGUCAUCAUUACUAAUGGGUCCAAUCCAGUGAUCUCGUUUCUAUUGGACACAACUGCUAGCCGCGUGUUCGAGUUCCUCUCGGUAAGAGUACCCAAAGUCCCAAGAAAUGAGAUCAAAGACACGGUGGGCGCCGGAGAUUGCUUUGUGGCGGGUUAUCUUUUCGCCAUGCUCCUAAAUCGAUCCCGUUUGCAAUGUAUUGAAAAGGGGAUUGAAGCAAGUCAUUUAGUAUUGAAACAAAGUGGAACCUCGCUCCCCAACUAAUGUCUCGCAGUUCAAUCUGAUGUGUCUCUCAACCUCUUGUUGAAUUGGGUCGGCUGCAUUGUGCCCGCCCCGUCAAUGUUACCACCACCGUUAUCACCCAUGCCCCGUAUUACAUACGACGUCGUCCAUAAAUUAGCUCGUGUCUAGAGUAGCUCAAUAAAUCGCCUCUCUAA